Messenger RNA from Misgurnus anguillicaudatus (oriental weatherfish), 2151 nucleotides. The record is from RefSeq and is a predicted model, not a curated record. NCBI's taxonomy places the organism in Eukaryota, Metazoa, Chordata, Actinopteri, Cypriniformes, Cobitidae.
AUAUCAAUUUGUGUAAAGACAGUACAAUAGUUUUGAAGGGUUGUCCAAUACAUCAAAACCAUGUUGAUUGAACUGUUUCUUUUGUGCAUUGGAACUUUUCUUCUGUUCUUCCAGCUCAGAAUUCGGCGACUUAAAAACUUCCCCCCUGGACCCACACCUUAUCCCUUAUUUGGAAAUUUGCUACAACUGGAUCGCAGAAACCCUUUGAAGGACCUGGAUAAGUUUGCUCUGCAGUAUGGUUCGCUCUACAGUCUGUAUAUUGGUAGGCAUCCAGCAGUAGUGUUGACAGGUCACAAAGUGAUCAGAGAGGCAUUGGUCACACAAGCGGUGGAGUUUGCUGGUAGACCGAGUACUAUGUUAAUCAGUCAUUUAACACAGAACAAAGGAGUUUUUAUGUCGGAUUUUGGAAAUGGUUGGAAGGAACAUCGGCGUUUUGUUCUGACCACACUGAGGAACUUCGGCCUUGGAAAGAAAAGUAUGGAGCAGAGGAUUCUGGAUGAGGUCAAAUUUAUCAUCUCACUUCUGGAGGAAUCUGCUGGGAAGGCAAUUGACCCACAAUAUCUUUUCCACCAUGCUGCUGCAAACAUCAUUGCCGCUAUCAUCUUUGGGUCACGCUUUAGAUAUCAGGAUGAAUAUUUCCAAAAAUUGGUCACAGCCGUGGAGCAUAUGGCUAAAAUUAUCAUCGGACCAUGGGCAAUGCUUUAUGAAAUAGCUCCAGCACUAAGGAUUUUCCCACUGCCAUUCAGGAAAGGUUUUCAUUAUUUUAAGCAGAUUAAAGAACACAAUCUCAAAGUUAUUGGUGAGCACAAGAUGUCACGGGUUGCUGGGAAGCCUAGAGAUUUGAUUGAUGUUUACCUGGAAGAGAUAGAGAAGAGAGCAGAUCAAUGCACAAUAUUUAAUGAUUCUCAGAUGGCCACUUUGCUCUUUGACUUGUUUUUGGGUGGGACUGAAACGACCUCUAACACACUCCGCACCUUAACCCUCUAUUUGAUGACCCACACUUACAUACAAGAUCGAUGUCAGCAAGAGAUUGAUGAAGUCCUUGGGGCUUGUGAACAUGUUACAUACGAGGACAGAAACGCCAUGCCAUACGUUCAGGCAGUUAUUCAUGAGGCUCAGCGUGUUGGUGACUUAGCUCCUCUUAGUAUGUUUCACACUGCCACAACCAACACCAAACUACAGGGCUACAGCAUCCCAAAGGGGACGUUUAUCAUUCCUAAUUUGUCAUCUGCUCUCAGAGAUAAAAGUCAGUGGAAGUUUCCCAAUGAAUUCAACCCUGAAAACUUCUUGAAUGAAAAGGGGGAAUUUGUGAAACCUGAUGCAUUCAUGCCUUUCUCUGUUGGAUCCCGUGCAUGUUUAGGAGAGAGUCUAGCUCGCAUGGAGCUCUUUCUCAUCCUGGUCACAAUCCUGCGGCGAUUUCGUCUGAUCUGGCCAGAGGAUGCAGGAGUACCAGACUACAAUUAUAUAUAUGGUUUGACACAGUCAGUAAAACCAUAUCGUCUGUGUGCGGAACUACGUAGACCAGAGAAGACUUGCUAAUAGAUAUAGUUUCUUUUAAGCUACAUACAUUCAAAGAGUAAAGAAGUACCUAGGGGCGAAACUCACUUACAGUUUUGACAACAAUCGCUAGAUGGUGAUGCUGUCGCCAUUCUGGAUUGAACUAACGGCUUGAAUAGCGACGUGGAGGUGUACAACAGUGAGUGCAGGGAAGUUGUGUGUGACAAGGAAAAGUGCAAAAACACUCUUGUACACAUAUUGAAACUAUUCAUUAGAGUCAAAAUCCAUCAUAUAUUACGGACCCAAAAUCAACAAAUCUCACAGCCCAAACAGAAGCGCAACAGAACAUUUUUAAAGCCAACUGUAAAUCAGUAGAUUAACUCUCUCUUUCUGUAUCAAAUGUAUGUGUUGUACAAAAUUUUUAAUCAGUUAAGAUUAAUUAUAUUGCAAUAAAACUAAAGACUAAAACACAUAAAACAGCUAAUACACUUCCAUUGUCAUUCUUUGUAGUAAAUGUGUGCACUUUACUUUUUUACGAUGUUUGAUUUGUUGUGUGUAAUGCAGGCAAAAAUUAUGUGGUGAUCUACCAUCACCUAUUUUAUUACUGUUAAUUUUGUGAUGAUCUUCUACUAUUAAAUAUUCUCUCUUGACUAA